UCACCAUCCAAGCAAGGGAAAAAAUAAUUCAGGUUGAGCAGAAUUGAGAUUGUAAAUUGUAAUAUUUUACUUUGAGUGUUGAAUGCAGGACUGUAUUAAUUAUUUAGGACAGCUUACUAAACUAUCUUAAAAUGUAAAAAGUUAUUUAUUGCAAGUCAACUUUUCAUCAAUUUUUACAUUGAAGUGAAAUCACUCCACCAAAUUUCACAUUCUUUCAUAGCCUAAUAACAUUCUCCGUUCUCCUUCAUCAUCAGUACUGUUUACAUUUGUCAAUAGUGGCUUAACAUAUUAAAAAAAUGAAAUAAUAACUUGAAAAUGAAUUGUGAUUUCUAAAUUCAUCGAUUACUACUACGUAUUAUGACAAUUGUACUCAUAAUUCCAUUGAACAUUCAUUUUAUGUGAGGUGACUGAAAGAUGUCUGUUGACGAGGACAGUUCAGAAAUGGAUUUCUCUGACGACGAUUGCGGCUACGAGGAUUAUUAUAACACUGGGGAGGACUGUGAUGUGGAGCAAAUAGAUCUAUACAAAACCGACCCGGAGUACUUCGCUUUUGAUUGUCUAAAUGUGGAGCAAGUUGAGAGAUUGCUAAAUGAAAGCGUCGAGAUGCUCAGCAAUAAUUUACAGAUUACUCCCUCUCUGGCAAAAAUGUUGCUGCACAAUCACGAGUGGGGCUGCCUGACAGUGAUGGCCGAAUACAGGCGUGAUGCGGCAAGAUUGCUUGUCACGUCGUGUGUCAAGCCUCCUGUUCCCCCAGACACAUCGAAAAGCUCAUCCAGUGUUGGAAUGAGAAUUUCCUGCCCUGUUUGUGUGUCGUCGAUUUUCUGGGACAAAUUUAGUAGUUUAUGUUGUGGUCAUUCGUUCUGUAACAUGUGCUGGGCUAUGCACUUCGAGGUGCAGAUUACGGCUGGCAUUUCAACGGGUAUCUCUUGUAUGGCGAAAGGUUGUGAGGUUCUAGCUCCUGAGGAUUUUGUAUUGACACUUCUCACAAAACCACAGCUUCGAGACAAAUAUCAACAAUUCGCGUUCAGGGAUUAUGUGAAAUCACAUCCCCAUCUACGAUUCUGUCCUGGUCCGAACUGCCAAAUUGUACUCAGAUCCAAAGAGCCGAAAGCCAAACGGGCGAUAUGCUCCUAUUGUAAAACUACGUGCUGUUUCCGAUGUGGGGGAGAUUACCAUGCGCCGACCGACUGCAAUACCAUUAGAAAAUGGCUGACCAAAUGUGCAGACGACAGCGAAACGGCUAACUACAUUAGUGCACACACUAAAGAUUGCCCACGUUGUCACAUAUGUAUAGAGAAAAAUGGAGGCUGCAAUCACAUGCAAUGCUACAAUUGCAAGCACGACUUCUGUUGGAUGUGUCUGGGAGACUGGAAGUGUCAUGGUUCCGAAUAUUACGAGUGCUCUAGGUAUAAGGAAAAUCCAAAUAUCGCCAAUGAAUCGGCUCAUGCCCAAGCCAGAGAGGCAUUAAAAAAGUACCUUCAUUAUUACGAAAGGUGGGAAAACCAUUGUAAGAGUUUGCGACUUGAGGAACAGACUGUAACAAAAAUAAAAAGUAGAAUAAACAUAAAAGUGAUGAACUCAUCUGGAACGUGGAUUGACUGGCAGUAUUUGAUGGAUGCGGCUGCCCUGUUAGCCAAGUGCAGAUAUACCCUUCAGUACACCUAUCCUUACGCUUAUUUUAUGGAGCCAGGACCCAGGAAAGAACUGUUUGAAUACCAGCAAGCGCAACUUGAAGCAGAAAUAGAAAAUUUGUCGUGGAAAAUCGAACGAGCGGAAAGCACAGACAGGGGAGAACUGGAAAACCAAAUAGAUAUAGCUGAAAAGCGGAGAACAACACUACUCAAAGACUUCCUCGAGGUAUGACUGGAUGAUCUUAUGUACUUAUCAACCCUCCAUAUCUCCAGCUAUCAUUGAUUGCGAAACAUAAUUCUAGUUAUACUAAAUAAGUAUCUAUUAGCUCUAAGAUAUGGAUUAUUAUAAGUAAAAGUAAGUUAUAGUACAUAAAAAGCCGUACAUUGCUAGAGCUGAAAUCCGUUGACGCGUAUCUCAUAUACUGUUAUAUUAAUAUUAGUCAUUUUAUUCUAAAACAUUUCUUCUAAUUUCAUUGAUUGGAACAUUUUUAUACAGGUAAUUCUUCAUCCCUGAAAUAUAUUUCAAAUAGUCUCAGUUUUAUAGGAUAUUUUUAUAGUAAACCAUCACAGAAGAAUCCGAAAUUGCAUUUCUAUUUUACUACGGCAGGGUCCCAGAAACUAUUUUUUUUCUCCAGUAUGAGGCCAUACAAGGCUAUUUCGCAUACCUCUUCAUAAAAAACUCGUAAUUGAAUUUUUAUUUUGCAAGGGCAGGGUCCCAGAGCUAUUUUCUAUCUUCAGUAUGAGACCAUACUUAGUUAUUUUGUAUACUUCUUCAUAGUUUACAAUAGUAUAUUUCGCACCUAGAGCAGAAAAUGAGAUUUUUCCAGCUCGAAAUCGGUUUUCAAGUCCGAGGCCGUAGGCCGAGGACUAGAAAAGAUUGAGA
Messenger RNA from Nilaparvata lugens (brown planthopper), 2514 nucleotides. RefSeq names its product potential E3 ubiquitin-protein ligase ariadne-2. NCBI's taxonomy places the organism in Eukaryota, Metazoa, Arthropoda, Insecta, Hemiptera, Delphacidae. Gene Ontology annotation, cellular component: cytoplasm; ubiquitin ligase complex. The coding region runs from base 415 to 1863 and encodes 482 amino acids. Gene Ontology annotation, biological process: ubiquitin-dependent protein catabolic process; positive regulation of proteasomal ubiquitin-dependent protein catabolic process; protein polyubiquitination. The record is from RefSeq and is a predicted model, not a curated record. Gene Ontology annotation, molecular function: ubiquitin protein ligase activity; zinc ion binding; ubiquitin conjugating enzyme binding. The transcript has 8 exons.